This is a messenger RNA of Microbotryum saponariae, 4941 nucleotides long. Lineage: Eukaryota; Fungi; Basidiomycota; Microbotryomycetes; Microbotryales; Microbotryaceae. The record is from the annotation of a GenBank genome assembly.
AUGGUCUUUGCUACUUCGCCGUCGUCGUUCUCGUCGCUGCGCCCGCCGUUGCUCCGACUCGCACGACUGGGUGCGACAUUUCCGAUCGAGGUGAUCGUCACCGUCUUCUGCGCCGUCACGCUCGUCUACUUUCAGCUUUUAAAGGUGGGUCUGCCUCACUUGAAGUUCCCAUUAUGCGAAUCACCCGUCGCAAAAUCCUGAUCGCCUGGCCCUGCGAGGCACGACUGACCCGUGCGCUGGGGCCAUGCGAGGGAUCGAUCGCCAGCGGGUCGAACCGCAUGGCAGUGCGGAGGCGGAGGCGGAGGCGAUACCUCGACUACACGCCGCACAGGCGAGCUUGUUCGGCCUCGAACAUUGCAGCACCUGCUGUUGGUAUGGUCGUACCCCAGAAUGAGCUGGACAGCUGUGCCGGAUCUGAAGUGUUCGCGCCUGGACGCGACACUGUUGGGUCCAUUUUCUCAUCGAGGGCCCGUGCACGAUGUAUGAACGCCCAUCUCGAGGUCACAAGCUCAGAAUCGAUGAUCGAAGCACUGCCUAAAGGGUUGAGCGUCCAUCGGUCGCCUCUGAUGUGCCUUACCUCAUGGUUUUUCUUGCUCGUCCGAGAUCUUCCUCGUUUGGACCCGUCGCGUCGAUCGCUCCGCGGGCGGGCGAGAUGCUCCCAGCUCCGACCGCAGAUGCCACACUCUUCUAGACCAGCCUCAAGUCGUGUCGAAAGGCUGCACAUCUUCUCUCGAGCUCAAGCGCUGACUCGGCCCAUGGGUGCGUCCGGCACCUUCCCAUUUUCCCCCUGCCCAGGUCGUUCGCACGUCCGACUUCCUCAAUGAUGAGUUCGACCGACCCCUUGGCGACAAUCAAUACCCGACGAUACUCUAUGACCCGGCAUCGCACCUCUGGUCACCCUCGAUCGCAACCUCGGCCGCUCCCGUUGGGUCUGUCGAGCUCUAUCUCAAGCAACUCGUCGUCGAGGUUCCGUUGGGGUUGGACAUCGUCCGCUCGAUCGAGAUCAAGGACACGCUCGACAACGCCACCCGCGUCGCCCUGGAAGGCGUCGACUGCUACAAGAUCGGCAAUGGGGACUGCUGGAUGGUCGAGACUCAACCCAGCCUGAAUCGUACCGCCCGAUCCCUCGCCUUCGCCUCGGCCGCCGCGUCGCGAGACUUUUCGCUGAACUUUGUCAAACUGCCCUUGUCGUCGCCGACGCUCGAUGUCGAAGCCCGCAAGACGCGCAAGCCUCGCACCUACACCAGCUUCCUCAGUCGCGGCGGGUCCAAGGACGAUAGGGCCCAGUCCGAGGAGCUGCUCGUCGAGGAGAGGAGCGAACGCAGCCUCGAGGAGAUGCAAAGCGUCAAGUGGAUGAUCUUCGCUGUCCGAGCAUUCGUCAUGCGUUUUUAUGGUCUCGCCAAGGUACAUUCGAUCAAGCUGUGCUCCUACUCCUUCCUGGUGCAUCUGGGACCUGAGCUGACCUUGCCCUGACCCGCUGACCCGCGUACAGAAAGCGGACUCGGCCGACAUCUUCGUCAUGCUCGUCGCUUACCUACUGAUGCACUCGACGUUCGUGUCGCUCUUCCUGAACAUGCGUCGAUUAACGCUAUCGCUCCGACCUCAAUCUCGAUCUCUGGGAAUGUGGCUCGCCAGCUGCGCCCUCGUCUCGUCGUGCCUCGCCUUCAUGUUCUCCCUCCUGCUCGCUUCCUAUCUCGAGAUCACCGUCAACCCCGUGCUGUUGGGCGAAGCUUUACCUUUCCUCGUAAUCACCGUAGGAUUCGAGAAGCCAUUCGUACUCACUCGCGCUGUCUUCUCGAACCCCGCAAUCGGUCCCGGGGGCGGCAUCUCUGGGAGCGCCCGAGGCAGUGUACCACCGUCUCGCGACCCUCUUGGCGCCUCGCACGUUGGCGAUUCGUCCUUUUCGAACAGCUUAAACGGACCCUCUCGCUUUGGUCUUCGAUUCGCCCCUCCGAUCCCUGCUCGCGAAAUUGUCCUCGCAGCUGUGUCAAAGCACGGCAUCGCCAUCGUCCGCGAUUAUGCGAUCGAGUGCGCCGUGCUCGUCAUUGGCGCCAUGAGCGGAGUCGCUGGUCUCAAGGAAUUCUGUCAACUUGCCGCGUUGAUCCUCGUCUUUGAUUGCAUUACGCUCAUGGGCUUCUAUGUCGCCAUUCUCACCAUCAUGGUCGAGGUACACCGCAUCAAGGUCAUGCGCCUGCUGCAAAGGACGGACUCAUCGGCUGAUUUGGCUCGCUUGCUCGACGACCCUACGACGGGUUUAGAAGAGGACGCACCCGGCUCGGGAUCCGAAGACGAUGAACCCACCCUACAGCUUACGCUCCGCGACAGGGUCAUCAAGCUCGCAACCGGCACCGCACCUGGACACAAGGCGAACGCCAACAGCCCGACUGCCCGACUGAAGGUCCUGCUCAUCGCCGCCUUCCUCAUCCUCCACUCGCUGAACCUGGUCACGACCCUCACGACCCAGACCGCCUUCAAGCGCCACACCGACAACAACUCGCUACCCAGCGUGGCCCUCGCCGUCGACACGAGCUCGCCUUCGCUCAGUGCGGCCCUCGCCCAGCUCGUCAAUGCCCACGACCGCCAGACGGCUUUGCUCGUCCACCUUGCACCUCCUCUCCAGUACCGAGCGAUCGAUCCCUCUGCAACAGCUGCCAAAUCAUCGAAACCUGUCGACGCCACCGUCACGGGCCAUCUCGCUAGCUUUGACAAGUUCAUGUCUCGUUGGACCAAGCUCGUCGGAGACCCCAUCCUCUCGAAAUGGAUCGUCAUUGCCCUCGGUAUCUCCGUCUUCCUCAAUGGUUACCUCCUCAAGGGCAUUGCGAGCGGCUCCAAUAGCGGCUUCGCUUCUGGCUCCGCUGCCGAAGCAGCGGCCCGCAUUCUGUUGGCCGGUGUGAGCGGUAGCGCCAUCGAUGAAGACGAUUCGGGAUCGAUGAGCACGACCGAAGCCAAGCUACGACGCAGCAUCAGUCAACUUGCGGUCGAGCUGCAGAACGAAUGGACCCCGACCGACGCCGCUGCCAUGACCCGCCAGCAUGUUCGAUCCGAGCAAUACGCCGAGGCCCAGGCUGAGCAGGCGCCGCCUUCAGUCGUCAAAGUGUCGUCCAAGAAGGCCAAGGACGAUCACGACGGUUCAGACAGCUCCGAAGGCUCUCCCCCUCCUUCGCCCAUCUUUGUGAGGACCAAGAACCGCAAAACACCCAAGAGCUCAACUAACGCUACCGCUUCGGUCGAGAACGGCACGGCAUCGCUCUCGGCGGACAACGCUGGUGGAAUGCUUGCUGCUCCCUCUGACAACGGCUCGACCCGCACAAUCCGCCUGUCGCCUUCGACCGUUGCUCUCGUCAAGCAGGGCUCGGUCCCCGACACGCCCCGUGACCUCGAGACAUGCGCCAAAAUAUUUGACAACGGAGCCGGCGCACUGCUGCUCAACGACGAGGAAAUCAUUAUGCUCGUCCAAAAGGGCAAAGUGGCCGCCUACGCGUUGGAGAAGCUGCUGAAGGACUACGAGCGCUCGGUCGCCAUUCGUCGAGCUCUCAUCUCCCGCGCUUCGGCUCGCAAGACGCUCGAGAGCUCCGAUCUGCCUUACACCAACUUUGACUACUCUCGAGUCAUGGGGCAAUGCUGUGAGAACGUGGUCGGCUUCAUGCCGAUCCCUGUCGGUAUCGCGGGACCUUUACGAGUUGAUGGCGUAGCGAUUCCUAUCCCCAUGGCCACCACUGAGGGUGCACUCGUUGCCUCGACAUCUCGUGGAUGCAAAGCCUUGAACGUCAAUGGUGGUGUCACGACAGUCGUUACACAAGACGCGAUGACCCGUGGUCCGGCAUUGACGUUCCCCUCCGUAACGAUGUGCGCCUCUGCCAAGCUCUGGAUCGACUCUGACGAGGGGUCCAAGAUCAUGAAGUCUUCGUUCAACUCCACGUCGCGCUUCGCGCGACUCAUCUCGCUCAAGACGGCGAUGGCAGGGCGAACGCUUUUCGUUCGUUUCGCGACGCAGACGGGUGACGCGAUGGGUAUGAACAUGAUCUCCAAGGGGACAGAACGAGCACUCGACACGAUGCAGACCGACUACUUUCCCGAGAUGCGCAUCGCUUCCUUGUCGGGCAACUACUGCACCGACAAGAAGCCCGCUGCGAUCAACUGGAUCGAGGGCCGAGGCAAGUCCGUAGUGGCCGAGGGUAUCAUUCCUGGAGAGGCGGUCAAGUCGAUCCUCAAAACGACCGUCAAGGAUCUCGUCUCGCUCAACAUCACCAAGAACUUGAUCGGCAGUGCGAUGGCCGGUUCGAUCGGCGGCAACAACGCCCAUGCGGCCAACAUCUUGACGGCGAUUUACCUCGCCACGGGUCAAGACCCGGCGCAAAACGUGGAGAGUUCCAACUGCAUGACGUUGAUGGAGGCGAUCAACGAUGGCGAGGAUCUCUUGGUUUCGUGCAGCAUGCCGUCGAUCGAGGUCGGCACCGUUGGAGGUGGAACGAGUGAGUCGCAAAGUGCUUUCCUCCUCGACUUGUUCCGGUUCGGAGUACUGAUGCGAGACUGGAUUCGUAAACAGUCUUAUUACCGCAGGGCGCGAUGUUGGACCUGCUCGGCGUGCGAGGGCCGCAUCCGACAAACCCGGGCGAGAACGCGCAGCGACUGGCGCGGAUCAUCUGCGCCUCGGUGCUCGCAGGAGAAAUCUCGCUCAUGGCCGCUUUGGCUGCGGGUUCGCUCGUCAAGUCCCAUUUGGCAUUGAACCGAUCCGUCCCUGGAACACCGGCAAUCCCGUCGAGAAGCUCGACCCCUCUGCCGCACCUGAAACCACCAGCGAUCGUCAAUGCGGUCGGUCGGUCGACCCUCUCCCCGAGUACAGUGAGUUCCCUGCCUCAAUGUGGCGUUCUCGAGCAAGAACUGUAUUACUGACGGAGUUACGCCUCUUUGCAGCCUAUUCAUCCUACUCCCAAGAGCUAG